This is a messenger RNA of Folsomia candida, 1657 nucleotides long. Its product is annotated as zinc finger protein 626. The coding region runs from base 974 to 1495 and encodes 173 amino acids. Gene Ontology annotation, cellular component: nucleus. The transcript is spliced from 4 exons. NCBI's taxonomy places the organism in Eukaryota, Metazoa, Arthropoda, Collembola, Entomobryomorpha, Isotomidae. The record is from RefSeq and is a predicted model, not a curated record.
UUACUAUUUUCCGUAAGGAAUAUUGAAUGUACAUGUGUGUGUGUUCGUUCUGGUAUUUCUCUUCUUCUCUCCCUCUUUCACCCAUUUAUGGACGAGUUUGCUGUCUGGGAACAAUUCGCUUUCUAUGUAUUCCGUUAAGCUUUUGUCAGCUAUUAAACACAAUUAGUGCAUAGCAAGCAAAAAAAGAUAAGGAAGGGAAGGAUGUCACGAUGCAUAAGCAUCAGACAAAGAGAGAAGCCAGAACAUGCGUACAACAAUUGUAAAAGUCGGGGAAAGUUCUACUUUCUCCGACUCUGCAUGAUAAAAAGAGUGAGCAGCAUUCACUCUUGGUUCUGUUCUGUACUGUCAACUUUCUUUCUGAAUAAACAUCUAAUCUGUACUUCCAUUGAAACCUAUCCGAACUCGUAUCACGUCCCUCAUUCGGCAUUCCCACACACAAUUGACUUACACAACCAUCGAGCAGGCCAUUAGAAAUGAGACGCGGGACUAUUUUCGUCAUCUUUCUGCUGUAUUAAUUCACGUGUGUUACAAGUACUUAAAAUUGAUUAUACUAUGGAGAUUGACUACUCCAUGUUGACAUUUGUUACUGGUGUGGCGACACAAAAUUUGGAAAGUUGCAAAAAGUUUCUUGCGCCACAUCCCAUAGAUAUAAGAAUUGUUCAACCACAGGAGUACAAGAGCCAAGAACUUCAUUUUUAUCAGACACUUGAAGAUCCACACCAAGGAAAAAACUGAGAAAUGUCCUCACUGUGAUCACACUGUGGGCGACAACUACACCUUGCAGCGCCACAUCGCGCGCGCCCACCCUGCCGGACCUACUAGUCAUAUUUGCGACAUUUGCGGGAAAGGAUAUUAUCAUUCCGCCGACCUCAAGGGCCACCUUGCCCGUCAUGAGGGGACUUUUCGAAAGAAAUGUGACACUUGUGGCGAAACAUGCGCGUCAUGGAAUAGCUUACAAGCUCACCUUGUCAAGAUGCAUGGCAAAGAUCCGAUGGUUUGCGACGAAUGCGGAGCUACUUUUAGAACGUCGAAAGGCUUUAACCUGCACAAGAAAGCCCACGCAGGUGACAGAAGACACAAAUGCGAGACUUCUGGGGCCUGUUUUAUGAGUAGGGGGGAUCUUAACAUUCACAUGAGAAGUCACACGGGCGAGCGACCAUUCCCCUGCCCCCACUGCGACAAGGCCUUCAAGACAAGGUCGCAUUUGACCAAGCAUGUAAAGAUUAUCCACACUCCCGGCUACAUUGCACCCACCCCGCACAAAUGCCCCCACUGCGACAAAGGAUUUCAAUCUCCUUUCAUCCUGAGAUGUCACAUUCGCCAGGCGCACACGGGAGAGCGGCCCUUCACCUGUGACAAGUGCGCAAAAAAGUUCGCGGUCAACUCAGCGCUAACCACGCACUUGAAAACGGCCCAUGGCGUCGUUCCUGAGAAGAAAGACAGGUUGCCAAGAUCGAAAAAGGAUGCGUUUCAGAUAGAAGAAGCAAAUGACUAAAUUAAAAUUUGUAAUUUAUUUUGCUAAAUUUUAAUUUGUGUCGUCCUGAAGCUAUAUAUUGGGGAAUUAAUCCCAACUAUAAUUAAGGUGCAAUUAAAUUUAACUUGAAAUUAAAUUAGCAAGCCUUUUAUAAUAUGUUCACUCACAUGAAUAAAUAACUGA